Saccharomyces kudriavzevii IFO 1802 is the source of this 3894-nucleotide messenger RNA. It is a transcript of the gene ECM30, whose product is annotated as Ecm30p. The coding region runs from base 1 to 3894 and encodes 1297 amino acids. The transcript has a single exon. Lineage: Eukaryota; Fungi; Ascomycota; Saccharomycetes; Saccharomycetales; Saccharomycetaceae. Gene Ontology annotation, cellular component: membrane; Golgi trans cisterna; Golgi medial cisterna. The record is from RefSeq and is a predicted model, not a curated record.
AUGGGGAACACUGACUCCAAAUCCAGUUCGAUCCUGCUGAACCACUGCAUCGCUCUGGUUCGACCGGAAGACGCAUCCGCGUCUCCGUCCUCGCCUACGCCCACGCCCUCACCCUCCCCUUCGCCCUCCUCCUCGACUAGUGUUGACCCGUUGAGUCUAAACCUGUCAAUCUUCAAACCGGGCACCGGGCCUGACGUCGGUGCCCUGUUCAGCGGCAAGCCGGGCGUCGUGCUCGACGUCGACGCCGUCUUCAACGAGUUCUACUUGGACUUCAUAUCCAUGGACGUGCAGGCCUUCCGCAUCAACUCCAACUUCAAAAAAAUCCUGCGCAUUAUCUGCGAUUUGAACCCGCCCAACUUCAACAACUUGCUUGUCUUCCUUUCGCUCUACAUCAUCCUCUCCGCGAACUGCCUGCCCGCCUCCCGUACGGGGCUCCAUUGCUCCCGGCUCAUCAACGCCAUCAAGACCCUCUCCAUCCUCAUACCCAUCUACUUCGAUCGGAUCAAGGCCGGCACGCAGGAGCACCACGACGUCUUCUGGGCCACGCAACACGAAAUAGAGGUUCUCUCGCUCCAAAACACCCCGCUGGGAGAAAGGCUGCUCUUGGCGAUCUUGAAACUGGCCUUCCAGGAGAACUUCACCACUGCCGCGACCGCCCAUCCGGAGCAACUGUGGGAAAUCGGCAUCUUGACCAACUCCGACAAGUACCGCCCGCUACUGGGCGUGCACCAGCAAUGGCACCUUUUCGCCAACAGGUUGCUUCUUUUACGUCUGUUGGCGGCUCUGUGUUCGUCGGACUUGUACUCAAGCGGCGGUAAGCAGGACGUAAACAUGUUUCUUGUCUACUGGUGCGCGCAAAUGCCCAAGGACAAGACCAUCCAGUUCAUUUCUUCGCUUCUGAACUGUAGCAUGCGGUUCGUGCUCAACAACAAUAAGGACUUCCACAGUUUGAAAACCAAUUUCUUCAACUCCGAGGCGACGGCAAAUAAUUGGCAGACGCUUUAUUUCCAAUUCGCCCAGUCCUGCCUGCACGUCUUGAACCUCUCCAUGUCUUAUAAGGCAGAAGGCAACGUCAUCACCAUUUUCCUCACUCAAUUGCAACGGGAGUACGAUUUGAAAAUGAUCCUGUCCAGUUUCAUCAAGAUCUUCAAGUACUCCAUCGAUCUCGCCAUAGAACAGGAAUCGAACAUUUUCAACUUCACUGGCAACAAACACGUCGACACCACCAGAAGGAGAGCCGUAUCGGCCACCGCCCACGAUAACAUUUCAUCUUCUUCACGUGCUUCGUCGCCCAACGCAUCCUCGUUUGCCAAUAGUGCCAAGCCGCAGACCAAGACUCAAUUGCCUGACAUUCACCCGCUGUUGAUACCGAUGACCGUUCUCAUGACGAACUUGAUUGACUGCAAUAAAUGCUUCCAAAACUAUUUUGCAGAUAAGUUUGCCAACAGGUUCGUUAUAUUUUCCAUCUACUACAUAAAAUACUACGAUUACUCGUCUUCAUCGUCGUCUUCCUCCGCAACGAGCGCAAACUCAUUCUCCACUGGCAACGGUGCACCCAACGACACGAGAGAUGAGCACUCCAUUGUGGAAUUGAACGAAAAUAGCGUUUCUCAAAUUUUGCUGCCUUUACUUGAUCAUCUUUUGUUGAUUUUGACCUCCAAGAAGCUCGUUCUUUUCAAAAUGCUACAAACUUUCAACCUAAAUUACUAUACAAACAACCUUCCAAAUUUUUACAAACUCUCCAACAUCAAUGGCGAUAUCAAUAAUUUGACAUUUAGAGACUUUACAAUCAUACAGCUAUCCAAUUUGAUCUUGGACAACAUCAAGUUCAAUCUACAACCAAACCCAAUUUUUUAUGAGUUGAUUUAUAAUCUCUUACCCAUCAACGACGAAAUUUUGACCAGUUGUCACAAAAAUGACGACUCCCAUGAUGAUUUGAUCCUUCUAUCAGCAAAGAAAAAAUCUGCAUCACCAAGCGCUACCUCUAGCCACGCAUCGUCAUCCAAGCUGUCUUACAAUGCAGCAAUGUCCUUACUUUACAUUCUUUCCAAGUCAUCGAAUAAAGUCUACUUGACCACUUAUGCAACACCUAUGUUCAAGACAAAGGAAGUGCCGUAUAUGAUAUCGCCAGGCUUCAAAAUGGAUCUGUUGGCGCUACUGUUGAGGUCGAUUACAACAUUUUUCACCCUAUAUUUCGAAGACGCAGAGAAUUUGCUAUUUGCCAUGGCAAGGCAUCAAUCGAUUUGCCACCAGAUAAAUGACUCCAUAAGUUCCAUUACAAAAGCUUUGAACAUAAACCCGGAUUCCAAUCUGCACGUUAUGAACUUGAAACAAAUGGGAUUCAACAGGAAGCUUCAGUGGAAGGAUUUUUACCAAUUUGAAGAAAUAACUGAUUUGCCUCCAGUUAAUCUAUAUUCUCCUACGAGUCAGCAGCAGCAGAACCAACGACAAGGCCAAAAUGAUAAUCAGCGUCAGAAUAAAAACGAAGACCAAGGCCAAGAUAACGAAUCUUCAGCGCCCUAUUUGCUUUUCAACCCAGCUUCAUUAAGCAAUGAAACAUCGGGUACAUCAAAAUACGUUCCAAGUACGAACCAUGAUAAGAACUAUCAAGUUAUUGCGUUCGUUGAUUUCAAGUCGGAUUCCAAUUUGAAUUUGCAACAUCAACUGAAAUAUUGGCCGCAUAGGCCACAAUGGCCCAGACAAUUGACAUUUACUCACAAAUGUAAAAAUCCCAAGUAUGAGAAUUUCAAUGACGUUUGGUCCGGUACCGUUUAUUUGCAAAUUAUUUUUCGAGUAAUGAAACAAAUUUUAUUGAGAAUUCCUGAAAUUCCAAAAAUCAAAUCAGUACAGUAUUUUGAAACCUUAUCGAAAUUAUCGGCCCUCAAAUCUGAUCUAUUGACUUCAAUUCAUCCUCAAUUGCCGUUGGACAUCCGACGGUUGACAACCUUUCAGCCUUUGUCAAUGCAUACUAAUGGUGAACUGGUGAUGUGGUUCCAUAUUGCCACAUGGGCGAAUAUAUUUACGCAGACGUCCUUUAAAUAUGAAGAAACCUCUUCGCAUGAAUUAAGGCAUUUCGAAUCACUUUUAGACAUAAGCGUUGAUGAAACAGACGGUAAUGCCAUUUCAAAACCAACAACAGAUCGUUUAGGGUACAUCCGAAGAUCAAGAGGACAAUCAACUGCAAGUUUAGAGAGAACAAUAAGCGCGGGGUCGGGCGUAGGAACUCCAACGGCAGCUUUGAAUAGAACAAAAAGUAAUGGAAGUGGUAAUUUGAUGAAUUAUUUCUUUCAAAACACAGCACAAAACCAUUUCCAGCAUUUAAGAUCGUCUUCAUCUUCUUCCUCCAUUACUUUAGAGAGAACUACUUCUAAUGGUUCUUCGAUAAGGGCCAGACCAAAUUCUCAUCAUGUUGUCCCUGAAACUGAUAACAAUAACAGUAAUACUAAUAAUAGUAACAAUAAUAAUAAUAAUAAUAAUAUUAAUAAGGCCACCAAUAACAAUGGGAGCAACGAUAGUAAUAGUGGAUUUUCCUUUUUUAAGUGGAAAUGGGGGGGGAGCAGCAAUAAUAGUAACACUAAUGACUCAAAAGUCGAUCAAAGAGACGCAAAUGCCAAUACAUCAAACACCGCUGAUGAUUUGAAUAAUUACAUGUUCAACGAAGAAAUUAGUGCAGGUGUAGUGAAUAAUAUAAUUGAGAGUAACAUUUGGGUUGGAACUGACAUCCGACUAUUUAAAAUCGCAAACUUCAGAAAGGAAUCCUUUUCCUUCCUGGAAAUGACGUCUUCGUUUUUCAAAAAAUUUAAGUUCAUUAAUGGCGAUAAUGAUAAUUAUAAUAAUGACGAAUUUGAUGAUAAUGCACACUUAAGAUAUACUUCUAGAGGGUUGUAUAGAUAG